AUGUCAGUUAAAAAGCCUGAGAUCAAGAGUAAGCGUGAUGACUUUCCAAGUACCAAGACACGAAGUGGAAAAUUAUUGGAAGAUCUUGACGAUGAUGUAUUGAGGGUAAAUAAACUUAAAAAGGAGUUCAAGAAGAACCACUCGCUAAAGGAUUCAAAUAAUGAAGAUGACGACCAAUCUUGGCAAGAGCAAUCAGAAUACUUCAAAAACAUUGACACAAAAUCAUUUAGACAAUAUGACCUUGCUUGUUCUCGGGUGAAAGACUUUUACGAGGAACAACACGAAAAGCAAACAGUCGCCUAUAACAUUCAGGCCCGUAUCAACUUCAAAACGAAAGUAAGAGCGAAGAUGACAGUUUGGGAGGGUUUAGAAAGACUCAAUAAGCUCCUCGACGAAAGUGAUCCAGACACUGAACUUACACAAAUCGAUCAUGCGCUCCAGACCGCUGAAGCUAUAAGAAAGGACGGAAGGCCAAGGUGGAUGCAGUUAGUUGGUUUGAUUCAUGACUUGGGCAAGCUCUUAUACUUCUUCGAUUCUAAAGGACAGUGGGAUGUUGUUGGGGACACAUUUCCCGUGGGAUGCAAGUUUCUGAAAAAAAUCAUAUAUCCUGACAGCUUUUCCAAGAAUCCCGACUUUUUCAAUCCUCUUUACAAUACGAAGUAUGGGAUCUACUCAAAAAACUGUGGCCUUGACUCAGUUAUGCUUUCGUGGGGCCAUGAUGAAUACAUGUAUCAUAUUGCCAAAGCUAAUUCGACUUUACCCAAAGAAGGGCUUGCGAUGAUUCGCUAUCAUUCGUUUUAUCCCUGGCAUCAAGAUGGAGCCUACAGCUACUUGAUGGAUGAUCAUGAUAAGGAGAUGAGAGAAGCGGUGAGAGCUUUUAACAAGUAUGACCUUUACUCAAAAAAUGAUGAACAGUAUGACGUUGAGGAGUUGAAAAAAUACUACAUUGAUCUUAUUGACGAAUUUUUCCCGGAGAAAAUAAUUGAGUUUUGA
Molecule: messenger RNA, 993 nt
Organism: Candidozyma auris
Lineage: Eukaryota; Fungi; Ascomycota; Pichiomycetes; Serinales; Metschnikowiaceae
Exons: 1
Coding region: 1-993 (330 amino acids)
Biological process (GO): inositol catabolic process
Cellular component (GO): cytoplasm
Molecular function (GO): iron ion binding; inositol oxygenase activity
Source: RefSeq, a predicted model, not a curated record